Messenger RNA from Arabidopsis arenosa, 1029 nucleotides. The record is from the annotation of a GenBank genome assembly. NCBI's taxonomy places the organism in Eukaryota, Viridiplantae, Streptophyta, Magnoliopsida, Brassicales, Brassicaceae.
AAUUCGAUCGAAAGUGACGAAGAAAGAUCCGAAGAUGGCGACCGCAAGCGAGAGUUCUAAGAGAUGGCUUCCACUUGAAUCUAACCCAGAUGUUAUGAAUCAGGUAUUGCUCCACUCUCCUAUUUUCCCUUCUGGUUCCGCAAUCUACUCCUCCGAUCACCGGGAUUUCGGAAUCGGGAAGAAUCUAGUAGAGUGCAAUGAUGUGUUUGGCUUAGACGACGAACUGCUAGAGAUGGUUCCAAAGCCUGUUCUUGCUGUUCUCUUCCUUUACCCCAUCACCACAAAGAGUGAAGAAGAGAGAAUCGAGCAAGACAAGGAAAUCAAGGAAAAGGUGCAUAGUGAUAAAGUUUACUUCAUGAAACAAACUGUGGGUAAUGCUUGUGGAACCAUUGGCCUUCUUCAUGCUAUUGGGAAUAUAACCUCUGAAAUCAAACUCUCCGAGGGAUCGUUCUUGGAUAGAUUCUUCAAAUCUACGGCCAACAUGACUCCCAUGGAGCGUGCAAAGUAUCUUGAGAAUGACAGUCAAAUAGAAGAUGCUCAUUCUGUAGCUGUUUCAGCGGGUGAUACAGCUGCUUCAGACGAUGCAGUCACGCAUUUCAUCUGUUUAGCUUGUGUAGAAGGUGAGCUCUAUGAACUUGAUGGAAGAAAGGCAGGACCGAUUUCACACGGUGCUUCCUCUCCAGCUACCCUCUUGAAGGACGCAACGAUAGUGAUAAAGAAGAUGAUUGAGAAGAACCCGGAUUCUCUGAACUUCAAUCUGAUAGCUAUCUCUAAGAGAACCUGAGGCUCUUAUUAGAAAGCGAAGCUCCUAAGUCUUGUUUCUGAGUUUGUGACUAUUUUAUAUCUUCGGAUUCUGCUUUUCUAUGUUCUGAACAAAUCGCAGGUUGAUGAUCAUGGUUUAGAGAAUGCAUUUCUAGAUGAGUAACACUUAUGAAUCGAAUCACAAUAUCUGUAGAUUCGUAUUGAAUUAUUGUCUCGUAGCGUUUUUAAAGCAGAGUCAAUAAUUCUCAAUAUAACUAGUUAUCUAUG